Molecule: messenger RNA, 1789 nt
Organism: Drosophila willistoni
Lineage: Eukaryota; Metazoa; Arthropoda; Insecta; Diptera; Drosophilidae
Gene: Sil1
Product: nucleotide exchange factor Sil1
Exons: 2
Coding region: 327-1586 (419 amino acids)
Source: RefSeq, a predicted model, not a curated record
GGCGAGAGGGCAAAAUUUUACGGCGAAUGGACAAAAUUUUAGGGCGAAUGGGCAAAAUUUUAAAUAAAUAAAUUAUAAAAUAGUUCAACUAAACUAGUGUUAAUACUCCUAUAAAUUAGUUUUAAGUCUAAUCAAGGUUUUGAUCCCUCAAUUGUCAAACAUACCACAAUCAACAUGUAAUUUUAAGCAGUAGAAUGAAUUUAUACAAUUUAAGCCACAUCAUAGUUUCUUACCACUUUUCAUUUUUGAAAGAUCUGGCGAAAUAACAACUUUAUUCUGUGAAAUAACAUCAAAGCAAUUAGUUGACUUUAUAAAAAAAGGAUAGAAUGAUGAUCAGGAUAAUCGUUGUAGCCUUACUGCUGGCGUCGGCAGGAGCAACAGAAAAUAUAACUGGAGAAUUUAUUGCCACUAACGAAUGGCAGAUUAUAGCCAAAGGACAAGCCAUUCCAAAGGGUUUGCAUGUGCGAAUUAAUUUGCAGACAGGAUUAAAGGAGGCAAAGUUAAUUGAUGAGAAUGAACGUGGCACUUCGUUGCAGGAAAAAAGAGAAGAUGAGAACGAGUCACUUGGCCUGGAUUACAAGCCGGACAUUAUUGAAGAAUCCUUGCGAAAAGUGAAGGAACAAAAGCAACAGAAGAAACAGAACUAUGCCGAACUAAAGAAGGCCUACAAUGAGUUUCAAAAGAAUUUCCGCACUGAUGGAGAACUAAUUGUUGAACUCCUUAAGCAAUACAGAAAUUUUAGUAAAACUCCCAUUGAAUCAGAAUUGAAACUCAAGAUGGACACGUUGGAGAACUUGGAAUAUCUAUUGCAUCAAAUCGACAAUGCUUUAGUCUUUAUAGACAAAGCCGGCUUGGAUGAUGUCCUGCUGCCCAUUGUGGUGAACGAGACGAAUGUGCCAUUGCGUAUAUCGGCCAUGCGAGUGCUGGGCUCUGUCACCAGCAACAAUCCCAAGGCGCAGAUUAAAGUAUUCGAGAAGAAUUUUGGCUCACACCUGGCCCAAAUUUUAAUGAGCUCGACUAAUAGCGGAGAAUUGUCGGCAGCUUUACAUGCUUUUGGAUCACUGCUACGUAAAUUUCCUUUGGCCCAGCAGCGUAUCCUAUCCACAUCAGGCACGCAGGCUCUGAUUAGGGUCUUACGUAGUUCCCAAGUCGAGCUGAGAACCAAGGCAAAAGUGAUAACCAUAAUCAGUGACUUGGUUCAGGAGAAACGUUCCGUGUUGGAGUCAGCUGGCAGCCAAGAAGUACCGGAUGGAACCUCUGCCAUGGCGCAGUAUGUCCUCCUAGAGUUUGAAUCUUGGUUGGAAACUCAUGGCUAUUGUUCUACUAUGGACAAUGUUUUAACCAAGGACUUUCUACAUUUAAUAGAACAGCCGGAGAUAGUGGAACAGUUGUCCAUGACUCUGGAUACUACAGAAAACAUCUGUCAUCCUCUUUGGUCCGAGAGUUCUGGCCUACGUCAUGCUUUGCUUACAAUUCGUAAUAGAUAUGUACACAGCAAAGAUGAAUAUCGUUUAGAAUUAUCCCAAAUACUAACUAAAAUCUGUGAAAAGCUUUUCAACAAAGCCGCCAAACAUACCGAACUUUAGACAACAACGAAACGAAUACACAGAGAGAGAGAGAGACAGUGAAAGUUUUUAGUCAAUUUUUAGUUUACAAGUUAAAUUAUGUUAUUUAAUUCAACUUAAAGCCAAAAUAUGUCAAACAUUAUUUAAACUAUAAGUUAAUUGCCAAGUACUUGUGAUGCACAAAUCCUCGUAAAUGUUAAAAUAAACCUUGUUAUUUACCUAUA